CUCUGUUUUGUCUCUCUAACCGUACGUACAUACAACAUUCAAAUCCAUAUCCCGCCACCCCUUUCCCCUGUUCUCACCACUUUUCCAAUCAACCCCUUCCUCUUUUCAUUCCACACCUUCUUCUUCUUCUUAUUAUUAUAUUUUCAAAACCUUUAACAAACUCCCAUGGUCACCAACCCACCAUGAAAUUCCUCCACUCCCCUUCUUCCACACCCCGUCCCACUUACGCACCCGCCGGCUGCAUCCCCGCCGUUCUACGCCGCCUCCUCUGUUUCCACACCCUCCCCACAUUCCCUUUGGAUACUCACAUCAAAGAAAACUUUUUAAAUAACGAGUUUCAUGAGGUUUAUUGUGAUGAUAAGCUUAAGGCCAGUCCCGGGAUUGUGGGGAAGCUUAUGGGGCUCGAUUCGAUGCCCGCCGAACAAUUCAAAUUGCCGAAAAAGGGGAAUUGUGUUAUUAAAGCACCCGCGUUUGUGGAGAUUGAAAAUGACAAGUUUAUUAUUCUUAGCUUUGAAGGAGGUGGUAAAGAUAGGGGGUUGCGGCUGAAUUCGUCGAAAACCCGAAAGGGUUUGAUCGAAAAGGAGAAAGCGAGGAGCAAGUUGAAUCAAGAAAAGCCGAUUUGUCAUCAAAGUGUAGACAAGGAUAGUGAAGUUUUGAAUUUGAAGAAAUCGAGUGAUCUAGAGGGUGUCGAAAAAGGGAUUUCGAGAAAAAUAAUUAUUGAGUCUGAUUCUGAAAAUUCGAGUCCUGUUUCUGUUCUUGAAUUCUCAGAUCAUCAAGAAGCUUCAUAUUCAGGAAAAGGCGACUCGCAGUCGAAAAAUUCAAAUUCUAGGAGAAAACUGAGAGGGGAUAUUGACAAGAAUGCACCAUCUCUAUCAUCAUUAUCAUCAUGCAGAAAUGGUAAAGAAUAUGUUGGAUUAGAGAAUAAGAAUAACUUUGCGGUUGGGGAAUCGAAGGAAAUGUGGGAAGAAAUUUGCAAAAUGACCGAAAAAGAUGUGAUGAAUUCAAGUAGGGUGCAAAUGGAAAGAUGGAAAGGUGAAGACUUUGAAGAGAUUGGAGUGUGUUUUGAAUUGCAAAUUCUUGACCAACUCAUACUUGAAUUAUUAUUCACCAUGACAUGAAAACAAACACCUUUGAUUUGUAUAACAACUAGUUAACUACUUUGUUUAUAUAGUUUUCUUUUAUGGAUACAUGUUAAACAUCA
Molecule: messenger RNA, 1201 nt
Organism: Helianthus annuus (common sunflower)
Lineage: Eukaryota; Viridiplantae; Streptophyta; Magnoliopsida; Asterales; Asteraceae
Exons: 2
Coding region: 183-1118 (311 amino acids)
Source: RefSeq, a predicted model, not a curated record